AAAUGGGUCUGCAAAUCUCCGCCGCCUCCUUCUUCUUCCUCCUCCUCGCCGUCGCUUUCGCCCCUCCGACGAAACCGGACGCCUCGCUGAUCCAGAAGGCGUGCAGGAUCACCAAGUACUACGACCUCUGCCUCUCCUCCCUCAAGUCCGACCCCUCCAGCUCCCGCGCCGACCCCAAGGGCCUCGCCUCCAUCGCCCUCGCCGUCGCCCUCGCCAACGCCACCUCCACCUCCUCCUUCCUCUCCUCCCUCGUCGUCGGCUCCGGCGGCGCCGCGGGCGACCCCGCCCUGUCCCGGCUCCUCCGGGACUGCGCGGACAAGUACGGCCUCGCCGGGGACGCGCUCCAGGCGUCGGCGCGAGACCUGGCGGCGGAGGCCUACGACUACGCCUACAUGCACGUCAUGGCGGCGGAGGACUACCCGAGCGCGUGCCGCAACGCGUUCCGGAGGUCGCCGGGGACGGCCUACCCCCCGGAGCUCGCGCGGCGGGAGGACGGGCUCACCCGCAUCUGCGACGUCGUCAUGGGGAUCAUUGAUUUUCUCGGCCGGUGAUUAAAAUUCGAAAAAAAAAAUUCUCUAUCUUCUCUUUACGUACGCGAUUUUUUUUUGUAAUUGUUGUUUUUCCAUUUCGCUAAUUUAAUCAUUUGAAAAUUUAUUUUUAUUAAAA
Messenger RNA from Rhodamnia argentea, 666 nucleotides. Its product is annotated as cell wall / vacuolar inhibitor of fructosidase 2. The record is from RefSeq and is a predicted model, not a curated record. The transcript has a single exon. The coding region runs from base 3 to 551 and encodes 182 amino acids. NCBI's taxonomy places the organism in Eukaryota, Viridiplantae, Streptophyta, Magnoliopsida, Myrtales, Myrtaceae. Gene Ontology annotation, molecular function: enzyme inhibitor activity.